AUGACUGAUACUCCUGAUGCUGUUCCAAAUUUUGAAGAGAUGUUCGCCAGUAGAUUCACAGAAGAGUAUCAAGAAUACCUGAAACGCCCUGCAGAUUCCCCUCUGAUUGUUGAAGAGUGGAACAGUAGAUCUAGUGGUAAUCAAAGAAACCAGUUGCAAGAUAACAGACACUUUCGAGGAAGGGAUGGCAGGCGGGGUUGGCCAAGUGACAAUAGAUCUAAUCAAUGGCAUGAAAGACUCUGGGGUAAUAACUAUCAGCAGCACAGACAAGAACCUUACUACCACCAUCAGUAUGGACAAUAUGGUUAUAAUCAACGGCCACCUUAUGGCUACUAUUAAUGUUGGCAGCCAUCAAG
Dromiciops gliroides (monito del monte) is the source of this 356-nucleotide messenger RNA. Its product is annotated as RNA guanine-N7 methyltransferase activating subunit-like. Gene Ontology annotation, biological process: RNA 5'-cap (guanine-N7)-methylation. The transcript has a single exon. The coding region runs from base 1 to 339 and encodes 112 amino acids. Lineage: Eukaryota; Metazoa; Chordata; Mammalia; Microbiotheria; Microbiotheriidae. The record is from RefSeq and is a predicted model, not a curated record. Gene Ontology annotation, molecular function: RNA binding.